This is a messenger RNA of Osmia lignaria (orchard mason bee), 882 nucleotides long. RefSeq lists its product as uncharacterized. The record is from RefSeq and is a predicted model, not a curated record. NCBI's taxonomy places the organism in Eukaryota, Metazoa, Arthropoda, Insecta, Hymenoptera, Megachilidae.
CAAUCGAAACGUUGAAAACAAAUUCGAGAUAUCUCGCAUAUUUAUCUAACAAACGUCCUUUUCAACCAGUCCUAUUUAAUAAUGUCUUUGUAACGUUAAUAUUAAAUAGAAACUCAAAAUGAUUGAAGUAUAAUAUUCCUGAAAAUGGUACAGUUGCUCCACACAAUUUGGGCGCUAUUGCUAAAUGCUUUGGAACUUCCAAUUUUUCGAACAUGUUUUGCUAACGCUAUGGAGGACGAAGAUCGUGAAUCGUUGCUUUGUGGACCACCAUUUAGUUCAUUUCUCUUUAGUCUUGGUAUUUAUAUGAUUAUCAUUCAUUCCACUCUUUUCCCACGUUCUUUCCGUGAACCAGAAAUGGGUUUCUUAGUACUCUAUGAGUUUCUGGCCACAGUAUUUCUCUUAGAAUUUACAUUGGCUUGCAUCUGGACACCUCUUGACGUGUUAAUCUCAACCAGGCUACCCACGACUGUUUGUCACUUGCUUCAACAGUUUGGAUCCGAUGAUGCAGUAAUCUCAUUUCUCACAAGCAAAUCUUUGACAGUGAUUAUAACUUACAUGGUUGCAAUCACGUUUCUUCUUCUUACACUUUAUGUUACAGAUUCUGUGGAUUAUACAAUUCUUAGGGAUUGUGGUGCAAUGCCUUUCGCUAUGGAUGUGAAAGAAAGACUAUGGGACAGAUUGCAACGAGAACUUCCAUUUUUGAAUAAAGAAACAAAAACUUGUCGUUGCAAAGUUCGUAGACGUGGUCGAAGCAAGAGUCAUCUCAAAUAAUAACAGAUCAUUCUGUAAAUUGAUAUGUAAAGUUUCAAAAAAAAGCCAAUGUAAAUAUUUAUGAAGUUAUUGGAUAUAUUAAUAAAAUAAUUUCAAACAAUUAUUUUAAUA